AUGGGAGCGAUCAAGAAAACUAAGAAAGUUCUCAAAGAGAAAACUAUUGAAAAUAACGACAACGUCGUCAAAAAGACUCCCGAAGAUGUGAUCGAAGAAACUUCCAAGAUUGUUGAACCAAAACAGAAGAAAGUGAAGCGUGUUGUGGUAACAGAAGGUCAAAAGGAACUGAAUGAGCCGAAGAAGAAAAAAACCAAAAUCCAAAAAAAAACUACUGCGUCAACCCCAUCAGAAGCCUAUGUGCCUGGUAUGCUAUCGAGCAUAUUUGGUAAAGAGUCGGAUAAAGAAAUCAUAAAUACUGUUGCUCUCAAAACUAUACAAGGAGAAUCUACAACAGUAAUAGAGAAGAAAAAGGUAGAAGAGGUACCAAAAGAGAAACCCAAUCGCGAAAAGGGUGAAAAACCUUCGGAUCGUAAUGCUCAGAGAGCUAAAAGAGCACUCCAUAAGCACAGUAACACUACUGAAGAAAACGAUAGAACAAUUUUCAUUGGAAACGCUCCCAUAUCAUGUACUGAGAAAACCAUUCGGGCUCUUUUCAAACCUUAUGGAGCGAUCGAAUCCAUACGGAUGCGGGGUGUAGUUCCAUCUAAGGAAGCGUUGACAAAACGAAUUUGUAAUACAAAGCGCAAGUUCCAUUGGAAUCAGCAGUCUGUUCUCUUUUAUGUGAAGUUCAAGGAAGCAGCAUCCGUAGAAAAGGCUUUGGAAAAGAACGGAGAAGAAAUCGACGGGCAUAAAAUUCGAGUAUCUACACUGUCAAAGAAGAAAGAUUAUGAUAAAAAUACAACUGUUUAUAUCGGAAACCUGCCUUUCACUGCCCAAGAAGAUGAGGUAGCUGCUGUGUUUGAAGAAAGCGUUGGUCCUGUCGAAUUCGUAAGAAUAACAAGAGAUAAAGAUACAGGAAUCGGCAAAGGAUUUGGUUUCGUUUGCUUCAAAGAAAAAAAUUACGUCGACUUAGCUCUUCAAACUCCCGAUAUCAAGUAUGAUAAAAGAAUACUUAGAGUUACCAAGCUGAUGAAGAAAAAGCAGAUCGAGAAGCGUGUAGCAGUACAAAAAUUGAAAACAAAGAAGGUCGACUCAAGUCAAGAAGCCAAGAUUGACCAGUACAAGUUCUCGACGGCAAGCAAAAAAACUAGAUCAGAUGAUCAGGUCGAGAGGCGAAAGCUCAAAAAAUCCGCUGUAAGAGCCAUAAAACGGAAGAGAACUGUGAAGUCUGGCCGAAGUAUUAUGAAAUAA
Auanema sp. JU1783 is the source of this 1233-nucleotide messenger RNA. The record is from the annotation of a GenBank genome assembly. Lineage: Eukaryota; Metazoa; Nematoda; Chromadorea; Rhabditida; Rhabditidae.